CUGUUCCGCUGCAGAGAGUCCGACAAAUUCCGCAACGCGAAAGACCAUUGAGGAACCUGCGAGAGAUAAGCGCUGUUGGGGAGUUAAAGGAUGCGGUCUACUUCGCACUUGGAAUCACUUUUAUUGCGAUCCUGUGGAUUUACAAAUAUAUUUGGUGGAUAUUGAAUGAAAAGGAUAUUACACGGAAUUUAUAAAUCGACACUAAAACAAAGGGGAUAGGCGUUGCCAUGACAGUUGACUUUUGAUUGCACCUCCGAGCCAAGAAGCCAACAGCCACCUGUGUCUCGUGCCGUCUAAACUGGAACACAAGCACCAUGAAGAGCACCUCUCAAAUCCUCUCCCUGUGUUUGCUCACAGUUCUGCUGCUGCCGCAUAUCUGCUCUGGCAUCAAAUGGCUAGCUUUGUCACACACGCCUGGGUCUUUACACAUCAACCAAACCCAGCACUGCAAGAUACUGCCUGGCCUGGUGUCCUCCCAGGCCCAGCUCUGUCGCAGCAACCUGGAGCUGAUGCACACCAUCAUCCAGGCGGCGCGGGAGGUUAAGAAGACCUGCCAGAAGACAUUCUCCGACAUGCGCUGGAACUGCUCCACCAUAGACAUCCCUAGUGACUCCCCAAAGUACAGUCCAGACUUGGACAGAGGCACAAGGGAGUCAGCGUUCGUCUACGCACUUUCGGCAGCUGCCAUUAGCCACACCAUUGCGCGGGCGUGCACCUCAGGGGACCUGCGUGUGUGCUCGUGCGGGCCCAUCCCUGGGGAGAUCCCCGAGCCGGGCUACCGCUGGGGGGGCUGUGCCGACAACCUGCACUACGGCCUGGUGAUGGGCUCCAAGUUCUCCGACGCCCCCAUGAAGAUGAAGAGGGCGGGCUCGCACGCCAACAAGCUCAUGCACCUGCACAACAGCGAAGUGGGGAGACAGGCCCUGAGAGACGCCCUGGUGAUGAAGUGCAAGUGUCACGGUGUGUCCGGCUCCUGCUCCAUAAGGACCUGCUGGAGGGGUCUCCAGGACCUGAGAGACGUGGCCAUGGACCUGAAGACCAAGUACCUGUCUGCCACCAAGGUGGUUCACCGGCCCAUGGGCACGCGCAAGCAGCUGGUCCCCAAGGACAUCGACAUUAGGCCCGUGAGGGACAACGAGCUGGUAUACCUACAGAGCUCCCCAGACUUCUGCUCUAAGAACGACAAGCUUGGCUCCGUCGGAACCCAGGACAGGCAGUGCAACAAGACCUCGGUGGGCAGCGACAGCUGCGACCUGAUGUGCUGCGGCCGUGGCUACAACCCCUACACAGAGAAGCUGGUGGAGCGCUGCCACUGCAAGUACCACUGGUGCUGCUACGUCACCUGCAAGAAGUGCGAGAGGAUUGUGGAGAGAUACGUCUGCAAAUGAGUCCCUUCCGCCUUCACUUAUAAACACACACCCUCCCUCCCACCCAUUCCACCAACCCCGGUAUCUAUGGGAGAGGGUGGGGCACAGAUAACCAAAGCACUACGUUACCCAGAAGGCUUACUUUUGUCUUAAGCUUCAGCAUGUAUAUUUUGACAAGAAACGUUUUAUUUUUGUUUAAUUAUUAUAUUUCGACAAAACUCCAACCGGUAAGUUGGGACGUUUUUUCUCUCUCUGGUUUUUUCGUGAACUUUGGCUCUGAGCUGUUGUGACAAGGCCUGUCAGUUCACGUUCAAGACCACCGUCCUCCAGGGGUUUUCCUCUUGUUUCUUGUUACACUCGCCCUACUCGGAUGUUGAAAAUCUAUUUUCUUAUACGUUUAUUAAAAAGAAGUGAUAUUGGAUCAUGUGUUUGGAUGACAGAAACCAAAGUCUCAGCACUCUCUUGAGUGUCUCUCAAGUUCUGAGGGUGACAUUUCAGAGAAUUCUCCGGAAUUCAAAAGGGGGGUCUGGAGCUUCCAGGGGGGCGUUUGUUCUAAUGGUACUCAGAGAACGAGGUGAACCAAGAAGAAGCAGAAGAAACACACAAAAGGGAACUUCAAGUACUUUCAGUCGUGGAACUUUCUGGUGACUUUUGUUUGACUGGACACUUAAGCACUGGUACUCGAUAGUGGAGAUGCCUUCAUCGCUGUGCAUUUGCAGAAAAGGACAAAGAACUCUUAGUGUUUAAAGCAGUGCAUAAUGUUUGACACCCACACUAACAAAUACACACACAAGUUGUCCACAAGUGAACACAUUCAAAGCAUGUCAACUGUAUGGGUCUGCUUCAAUGCCAUUUUGUAAACCACUUUUGUGUGGAUGUACAUAUUGUCUUUUUGUAUGCUGAAUUAAAGAAAGAAAUAUUUAUAAACAAAUUAAAGAAUCUUUAAGCUCUGUA
This is a messenger RNA of Hypomesus transpacificus, 2321 nucleotides long. It is a transcript of the gene wnt11, whose product is annotated as wingless-type MMTV integration site family, member 11. NCBI's taxonomy places the organism in Eukaryota, Metazoa, Chordata, Actinopteri, Osmeriformes, Osmeridae. Gene Ontology annotation, biological process: canonical Wnt signaling pathway; neuron differentiation; cell fate commitment. Bases 315 to 1388 code for a protein of 357 amino acids. The record is from RefSeq and is a predicted model, not a curated record. The transcript is spliced from 6 exons. Gene Ontology annotation, molecular function: frizzled binding; cytokine activity. Gene Ontology annotation, cellular component: extracellular region.